Tyto alba (common barn owl) is the source of this 2539-nucleotide messenger RNA. RefSeq names its product taspase 1 (gene TASP1). Gene Ontology annotation, biological process: protein maturation. The transcript is spliced from 14 exons. The coding region runs from base 301 to 1563 and encodes 420 amino acids. NCBI's taxonomy places the organism in Eukaryota, Metazoa, Chordata, Aves, Strigiformes, Tytonidae. Gene Ontology annotation, molecular function: threonine-type endopeptidase activity. The record is from RefSeq and is a predicted model, not a curated record.
UCCUUGUCGGGUUCUCGGUGGUCGCUGCUCGCUCUCGGUUGUCGAGGCGAUCCCUUGCGGGGGCUCGGCUGCUCCCUUGCGGGGUUCAGCGCCUCCCUCUCGCCCUGUUGCUCUUCGUCUUCCCUCCCCACCCACCCGCCCAGGCCUCACUGUAAAACCCAAAAGCUCUUCAAACCAAACUUCCGUAUUGGGACGGAGGCACGGGUGUGUACGUCCUUGCCCCAUUUGAUGAUUCCUCUCCUGAGUUUAUUUUUGAAUGGAAGGAUGCUCUUUUCCAGUAGAAGAUGGUGAUCCUAAUGUAUGAUCAUGGAGAAGGGGAUAAGUUCAGUAGAAGUGUUACCUUCCAAAUCAUCUCAGGUUACAGCUGUAAAAGUGGUGGUCAAAGAGCCCGAAACAAAGCAAACCCAAAGAGGGAAACGAGUGGGAUUUGUGCUUGUCCAUGCAGGUGCAGGUUAUCAUUCCGAAUCCAAAGCUAAAGAAUACAAGCAUGUGUGCAAAAGAGCCUGUCAGAAGGCAAUUGAAAAGCUACAGGCUGGUGCUCUUGCAACAGAUGCAGUGACUGCAGCACUUAUAGAAUUAGAGGAUUCUCCUUUUACAAAUGCAGGAUUGGGGUCUAACCUAAACCUUCUGGGUGAGAUAGAAUGUGAUGCCAGUAUAAUGGAUGGAAAGUCAUUAAAUUUUGGAGCAGUUGGAGCACUGAGUGGAAUCAAGAAUCCAGUUUCAGUUGCAAAUAGAUUGUUGUGUGAAGGACAGAAGGGAAAGCUCUCUGCUGGCAGAAUUCCACCUUGCUUUUUAGUUGGUGAAGGAGCUUACAGAUGGGCAGUUGAUCACGGGAUACCAGCAUGUCCUCCAGGUAUCAUGGCUACAAGGUUUAGUUUAGCAGCUUUUAAGAGGAACAAGAGGAAGCUGGAGUUGGCCGAAAAGGUGGAAACAGAUCUCAUUCAACUAAAGAAAAGAAGACAAUCAAAUGAAAAGGAGAAUGACUCAGGAACAUUGGAUACAGUUGGUGCAGUUGUUGUUGACCAAGAAGGAAAUGUUGCUGCUGCUGUCUCCAGUGGAGGUUUAGCACUAAAGCAUCCUGGAAGAGUUGGUCAGGCAGCUCUUUAUGGUUGUGGCUGCUGGGCUGAAAAUACAGGAGCUCAUACCCCUUACUCCACUGCUGUGAGUACUUCAGGUUGUGGAGAGCACCUUGUCCGAACCAUACUAGCCAGAGAAUGUUCAUGUGCUUUGCAAACAGAAGAUGCCCACCAAGCUCUCCUAGAGACUAUGCAAAACAAGUUUAUUGGUUCACCUUUUCUAGCCAAUGAAGACGGUGUACUCGGAGGUGUGAUAGUUCUUCGGUCUUGCAGGUGUUCAGCAGAGCCUGAAUCAUCACAGGAAAAGCCAACUUUACUAGUGGAAUUUCUGUGGAGCCAUACAACAGAGAGCAUGUGUGUAGGAUAUAUGUCUGCACAGGAUGGCAAAGCUAAGACUCACAUUUCUAGACUUCCUCCUGGAGCCGUGGCAGGACAGUCCGUGGCAAUAGAAGGAGGAGUUUGCCGGCUGGAGAGUCCAGAAAGCUGAACAGCUGAUUCCUCACUUCAUUGCAGAGAAUGUGAAUGACUUUUUGUAUAAUAAGUUUUUUGUGUUUUAACAGAUGUUGGAAAUUCUACUUUUGUUUUAUACCCUGUAUUGCAACCAUGUGCACCAUAACUUGAGACAAGUGCUGCUGUAGUUUAUGUUCUCACUCUGUGAAUGGGGGUGUGUGCAUGUUCAUUUUUUCCCUAAUAAAAUAGGAACUCUUCCCAGUUGUGCAAAGAUUAUGUAUGAUUAAUGAUUGCAUUUUCAUUGUUUUAUGUUUGAAAAAUAACUGAAAGUUUCUUUAAAAAAAAUGUUUAAUUUAAAGAUAUGGUCACAAUUGUCAUUCAUGUUCUAAACUUAAAAUUAACAGGCCUUUGAAGUGGAUAUAUAAUUAUGCAAAAAUUAUUAUGGUUUCUAAGUUUCUCAGUGGUUUAAGUAAAUCCAGAGGUGGUUUAAACAUGGGUUGAUUUUUUCCUCCCCAAUAAGGAGGAUUUUUUUUUUUUGUCAAAGAAUGGUUUCAGUGAAACAAACUAGAGGAAAAUUAAGGCUAGAAUUGUUUUUAAAUAGUCUUAUAGGUCAUAUCUCUGUUCCCAAACUAAGAUGUUAAUAGCUUCAAGCUGUAUGUAUUACAAAAAGCUAUAUGGAGAUAAUGUAUCGUAACGCAGUCUUUAUGUAUAAUGGAAUAUUACAAUGUAAAUAAGAAAACAAAGUUUAUGGAAAGAUUCGAUAUUAUUCUUCGCUUCUGUUUUAAAUCUAUUUUUAAGAGAGGUACAGAAAUGAACAUAUUACUGGAUGCGAAGUGCAAUGUGUAUUAAAUGGAUGUUGGGAGGUCUGAUACUAGCUUUCUUAUUGAUAAAGCAGCUUCCUAAAGUCCAGCCACAGCAUGGGUAUUUAUAUAACUGUGUGUAUUAUGUAUGUACUGUGCAUAAAUUUACUGUAAUUCUUUUUAUACUUUCAACAAAGCUACAUUAUAAACCAA